Messenger RNA from Centruroides sculpturatus (bark scorpion), 980 nucleotides. RefSeq lists its product as uncharacterized. Lineage: Eukaryota; Metazoa; Arthropoda; Arachnida; Scorpiones; Buthidae. Bases 141 to 650 code for a protein of 169 amino acids. The transcript has 6 exons. The record is from RefSeq and is a predicted model, not a curated record.
UAAUAGUAAUAACUUUUGACCUUCGUCACCGACAUUUUUUAUCGCAACGACUUGCACAAUAGGAAGUGUUCAUUGAAUGUCAAUGCUUAAAGUCAUUUGACAUUUUAUAGGAACGCUUUAAAGUAUAUUUUUAUUUUGACAUGGGCUGCCAAAUGAAUCGCUGUUGUUGCUUCAAUAACACUCAAGAUGCAUCUUUUGCUGUGGGAGUGUACACUGCGAUUAUGUCUCUGAUUGGCAUUAUUUCUGUAUCAGUCACCUUCGCUUCUUCGUAUCAGUCAUCUUACCCCGACAAAGUUUAUAUUACGCUCUACGCUCUAGCUGUGGUUAUCGAAGUAUUGUUUUUCCUUAUCAGUAUAAUCCUCCUGUAUGGUAUUAAAAAAGAAAAUCGUUUACUGAUGAUUCCGUGGAUGGUGUGGAUGAUUAUUAAUAUCGUUGGUCAAUUUAUUGGCGUCAUUAUCCUUGGCAUAGUCGUAGUCCACAUGGUGCGACCGUUUAUUUUAGUGUUCGUGGUAAUACUUUUGUUAAUGAUCGGUUUAGACAUAACUUGCUUCAUUGUAGUCAAUACUCACUACCAGUAUUUAACAUCUUCUUCGGGCGUAAAAAAUGAAGUUCCACUGAGUUAUCAGAAAUUAUUGAUAUCUUCCUCGUAAUUUAGAUAUAACUAUGCGUGUAUAUUUAUCAGAUUGCUUAUCAUAAUGCUAAAAGUUGUUGAAAUAUGUUGAAAAUAUUCAGUUAAUAAUGCAUGCUGAAUUAGCCGUUUUUUUAUUUCCUGCUUAACAUUAUUAAUCUAAUAAAAUGAUUAUUAUAAGCUUUUCAAAAUAUACUUAAUCAUUAUUAUUAAGAAGAUAAACAUAAAUUUCGGUUUCAUUCUUUGAAAGAUAUUCUGAAUUCUAAAGAUUCAACUGGAUGCUAUUUGAAAAGUCUUGAUAGACUUUUAUGAAUAUUGUUAAAAUAAAUGUUUUUUAUACGCUUUUUAUGAA